UCCAAAAAUGUCAGGAGGAAGAUGAUGAUGCCAGCGAAGCGCUAAGCAAACCACAAAAGCUCUAAUCAUCAAUGGCAGUCUCCUCCUCCUCCUCGGGCUCUGCCAAUGCCCUAGCGUGCUUCCACGCCUCCCUCCUCGCGCCCCAAACCCGAAGAACAGCGGUGGCGUCAGCUUCGCCGCGUCGCGAUUCCGUCAGGAUGCGCGCCUCUACUGCUGCGCCGGUGGAGCUGAAGAAGACCGUCUGGGUGUGGACCGAGAAUCGGCAGGUUAUGAAGGCGGCCGUGGAGAGGGGGUGGAGCACUUUCCUCUUCGGAUCCAAAGAUCUCGGCGAGGAUUGGUCAUCUACUGCUCGCAUCAAUCCUCUCUUUAUUGAUGGUCCAGAGAUUUUCGAUGGCGAAAAUCAAAAAGUUGCUGAAAUUUCGCAAGUCUCUUCACCCAGAGAGCUUGAACUCGUACAACCAGACAAUGUAGAAGUCAAGAACAUUGUCAUAGACUUUCGAGGUGGUUGGCAGGUUAUACCGGCCGAAAAUAUAGUUGCUGCAUUCCAAGGAUGUAGAGGAACUGUAUUGGCUGUUUCAACAAAUUCAACUGAGGCUCAAGUUUUUCUUGAGGCCUUAGAGCAAGGGCUUGAUGGAGUUGUACUUAAAGUAGAUGAAAUGGAUGAUAUCAUUAAGCUCAAGGAUUAUUUUGACAGAAGGAAUGAGGCAAAGAGUCAAUUACCAUUGACAAAGGCUACUGUAUCAAAGGUUGAAGUUGUUGGUAUGGGUGAUCGUGUUUGUGUGGACCUUUGCAGUAUGAUGCGACCUGGUGAAGGCCUUCUGGUUUGUGUUGGAUCCUAUGCAAGAGGAAUGUUCCUUGUUCACUCUGAAUGCUUGGAGACGAACUACAUUGCAAGCAGGCCUUUCAGGGUCAAUGCGGGGCCUGUGCAUGCAUAUGUCACUGUCCCUGGGGGCAAGACUAGCUACCUCUCUGAGUUGCGAUCAGGAAAGGAAAUCAUUGUGGUUGAUCAACAUGGGCUAUGGCGUACUGCGAUUGUGGGUCGUGUGAAGAUUGAAUCAAGGCCUCUCGUCCUUGUAGAAGCAAAGGACAACUCUGGAGACGAUACGUAUAGCAUUUUCCUACAGAAUGCAGAGACGGUUGCGCUCAUCACCGACGACACAGGAUCAAGUGGAAGAACUGCUAUUCCUGUGACUUCGCUGACAGUCGGUGAUGAAGUUUUGGUGAGGAAACAGGGUGGCGCUCGUCACACUGGGAUAGAGAUUCAGGAGUUCAUUGUCGAGAAAUGAAAACAGAACGCAGAAUGCAGCUGUUACCUGCUACCAACUUUCGUUUUGCCCAAAACAAUUUAUGUAUGGAUGCAACUUGCGCACCAAAUUUCGAGUGAAAAAAGCGGGGGAAACUGUGUCAAAAAAAAACUUGCACACGAAA
This is a messenger RNA of Panicum virgatum (switchgrass), 1428 nucleotides long. Its product is annotated as 3-dehydroquinate synthase homolog. The record is from RefSeq and is a predicted model, not a curated record. Gene Ontology annotation, molecular function: 3-dehydroquinate synthase activity; oxidoreductase activity. Gene Ontology annotation, biological process: aromatic amino acid biosynthetic process. The transcript has 10 exons. Lineage: Eukaryota; Viridiplantae; Streptophyta; Magnoliopsida; Poales; Poaceae. The coding region runs from base 72 to 1286 and encodes 404 amino acids.